AUGCCACCUAGACAGAAAACAACUCUGGAACCCAUCCUUGAUUCUCACAAGCCAGGAAAGACCGAACCGAUCGAGUCUUUGAUCCACAAUGGAUUCCUUACACUACCUUCACCACAACUUGCCUCUCUUGUCGCACGAAAAAGAUUAGAAAUCGUUUCUAGGCGGGCAGACAUUUACUUUGCUAAAAGCAAGAGCCUCAGCAUCGAUCUACACCAAAAAUAUCAACAAGCGACUCGAGAAGCUGAAGAAAAGAAAAAACUUGAGGAAGAGGAAAAACAGCGACAACGAGAAGCUGCCAAGUUUGCGAAGAAGGCUGCAGAAAACGCCAUUGGAUUUCUGAGCUUCAAGUAUGGCAGAUCGGUAGAAGAUAGACAGGAAAUUGGACAUUGGCCAGCUUACGUGCUUCUUGCUAAAUCAGCAGCAUCAGCGACGACAUCAUUACUCAUAGACGACAAACGAGGGAGACUGACGCGAGCGGGAAGUAUUGCAGCUCGAAAGUCGUUUGACAAACCCAGUCAUCCUUCGACCGAAAGACCUGGCAUCUCACCCAUCUCAACGAACAUAUCGAUCUUCCAGUUCGCUCCUGGAAUUCACCCUCCGUUGACACCAGCAGAUUCUAAUGAUUCAAGGAGGCAAUCACUGCUGUACGCUCCAGUAUCAGGAUCAUACGAAGGCGGACCCGGAAGUAUGGCUGACGCUGCGCGUCCUGACACCACGAAUGGUGUCGAAGAUUCUAUCAAAGGUGUCAUUCAAGAACUAUUUACCCUUCAGCAACACGUCUCUGCCUUCCGAUCGGAGAACCAAGAACGACUCAACCAUCAAGUCGAGGAAGUAGGCCGUUCUAUCGGUCGACUCGAAGAGAUCGUAACUCUACCAAAUAACCCACUCAACAACGUGAACGUCGCUCCAGAAAUAAUAGACUAUGUUGACGACGGUCGAAACCCAGAUAUCUUCACUAGAGACUUUAUUGAAUUAGUGCAGCGAGGUAAUGCGGUGCUCAACGGAAAACAGAAGGCCUUCAAGGAUUUCAGUAAAGUAUUCGCAACGAAACUGAAAGAUGUUUUUGACGGUAUGGAUGAUGAGAUUGAUCUGAUUAUGGGUGAUGCUGGGAUGGAGGAGCGGGAUGGGGAGUGGAUUGACAAAGGAUUGCAAAAUGGAAGUGGGAACAAGAAUAGCAAUGGAAAUGGCAACGGCGCUUAG
Messenger RNA from Lithohypha guttulata, 1200 nucleotides. RefSeq names its product RNA polymerase II mediator complex subunit (gene NUT2). The coding region runs from base 1 to 1200 and encodes 399 amino acids. Gene Ontology annotation, molecular function: transcription coregulator activity. Gene Ontology annotation, biological process: positive regulation of transcription by RNA polymerase II. Gene Ontology annotation, cellular component: mediator complex. Lineage: Eukaryota; Fungi; Ascomycota; Eurotiomycetes; Chaetothyriales; Trichomeriaceae. The transcript is spliced from 2 exons. The record is from RefSeq and is a predicted model, not a curated record.